Molecule: messenger RNA, 207 nt
Organism: Rodentolepis nana
Lineage: Eukaryota; Metazoa; Platyhelminthes; Cestoda; Cyclophyllidea; Hymenolepididae
Source: the annotation of a GenBank genome assembly
AUGGCGGCUUCAGCUCAGUGCCCCAUAUGUCUGGUGGAAAUGAAAGCCUCAAUUGGAAUGCUAGGUGGAUGUAAACACGUCUUCUGCUACGAUUGCAUCAAGAAGUGGUCUGAAACUAAACGAACCUGUCCUCUUGACCGUUUACCAUUUGACUCAAUCAAAAUACUACACGAAAUUGAUGGUGCAGUUGUGGAAGAGGUUUGUUGA